Messenger RNA from Annulohypoxylon maeteangense, 2274 nucleotides. Its product is annotated as putative C6 transcription factor. Lineage: Eukaryota; Fungi; Ascomycota; Sordariomycetes; Xylariales; Hypoxylaceae. Gene Ontology annotation, cellular component: nucleus. Gene Ontology annotation, molecular function: DNA-binding transcription activator activity, RNA polymerase II-specific; RNA polymerase II cis-regulatory region sequence-specific DNA binding; zinc ion binding. The coding region runs from base 1 to 2274 and encodes 757 amino acids. The transcript has 4 exons. Gene Ontology annotation, biological process: regulation of transcription by RNA polymerase II; DNA-templated transcription. The record is from RefSeq and is a predicted model, not a curated record.
AUGGCCGACCCCGAACGUCGGCGUAGAAGGCCGCCCGUGAGACGAAAACUCCGAUGUAGCAGAGAGAGCCCAUGUAGUAAUUGUGUAAAAUCCAGGAGUGGGAGUUGUGUCUACGAGAAUUUCAUUUCCCAUCCUCAACAGAGAGCUGAGCUCGGGUUGGGUGUACGUCACCGAGAGUCUCAGUACUUAGCGCCUAUCAAUAGCGUUUCUAGCACAGCUACAGCGACAACAGUCGCUAACAAUACGUCCCAAUCAUCGCCCAAGGCAGCCAGUUCGACCACAGGCUCAACUUCUGCCAGCCACUCAUCUCAAGAAGUAGAGUCACUGAGAAGUCGAAUUAAGCAACUUGAAGAACAACUAUCCAAAAUAAAUCUGGCACCUUCUCAGCCUCCCGUCCCACUCUCGGACUCAAAUAUAGAGAUCAUCGAUUCACGUAUCAGUGGAACUUUUUACAUCCAUCAUGAAGACGACUUUACUGGUCAACCUCGGGCUAUAUCACGCAGUGUUACUCACAAGACCCGCGUAUUUGGCCAGAGUCAUUGGAUCACAGGCUUUUCACUUGUGCGAGAUAUAAUAGGUAUAUUCGAACCCUAUGUACGGGACGAGUCAUCUAAGAUCUCUGUCCUUAUGCAGAAAUCUAAGUGCUUGGCAAGGUCUAUCAAAGACCGGCGGUCUGCACAGUGGCCUUCACCACCAGUAGCAGACCUACCGUCAAAGGAUGUCGCCGACGAGCUUGUUAACCAUUACUUUCGCACAGUUGAACCUGUUUACCGAAUUCUGCAUAUCCCUACUUUCAAGAGAGACUAUGAGGCACACUGGGUAUCAACAAGCAGCGAACCCAACAUACCAUUCCUAGUUCAACUGAAGUUGGUACUAGCUAUCGGAGCUACUACGUACGAUGAAUUAUUUUCUCUAAAGGCUUCAGCCAUAGGAUGGGUCUUCGAGGCACAGACUUGGAUUUCCGAACCGGGAUUCAAACACAGGUUAAAUCUUCAGUAUAUUCAAACCAACAUCCUCUUAUUAAUAGCCCGAGAAUUUGUUGAUGUCGGUCCGGACUUAGUGUGGAUCUCAGCCGGCACAUUACUUAGGACGGCAAUCUACAUGGGUUUACAUAAGGAUCCUAAGCGGCUGCCGAAGAUGUCAAUUUUUGCAGCCGAGAUGCGCAGAAGGUUAUGGAACACGAUUCUUGAAUUAUCUACGCAGUUGAGUUUGACUUCAGGGGGUCCGCCAUUUAUUUCUCUCGACAGUUUUGAUACCGAACCUCCCGGCAAUUUUGAUGAUGAGCAAAUCACAGCCGACAACCCCGUUCCAAAGCCGGAAACCUCAUUCACCCAAAUGUCUACAGCGAUAGCUCUCCGAACGAUGUUUGCGACUCGUCUCUCAAUUACAAAGUUCUUGAAUGAUCAUAAUUCUCGCGGUACGUAUGGGGAGACCCUUCGGCUUGACGCAGAACUGAGGACAGCAUAUAAGUCUGUGCUUCGACUUCUCCGAGGAUACAAGUCCGGUCCUGGGCUACGGCCGUCAGAAUUCGAGGUGGAUAUGGUGAGCCUCCUGAUGAAUCGCUAUAUCUUAUCUCUCCACAAUCCAUAUUUCAAUCCUGCAACGCAAGAGGCGGCGUAUGCAUUUUCCAGGAAAGUAAUUAUCGAGAGUUCACUCAAAGUUUGGCGUACAAUGUAUCCAUCAUCAACCACCAUGUCAUUCCAAACAUCUAAAGAAACGGAAAUGCCCCCUUCAAAACAACGCGACCUACCGCGGCUUGCGAUCUGCGCUUCGGGAUUUUUUCGCAUCAUCACACUGCAGGCUAGCGUCCUAAUAGCGAUGGAACUUAUGACUCAAUUGCAAGAGGAAGAUAUACUGGGACCUGGUCUUAUUCGUCAAGAUUUAUUAACCAUAAUGGAAGAAGCGAAGACCUGGUCGUGGAUGACUAUCGAAGCUGGAGAGACCAGUAUCAAGGGCUAUUUCCUCGCAUCAUUAUUAGCUGCACAUGUCGAGGGCCGCUUACAAGGUCUUGAAAAGGACGAUCUCCGCAAGUUUCUCGUCAAAGUCAUAGAGGAAGCUGAAGAAAAAUGCAUACCGAAGCUUGAGGAAAUGUUGGCUCGGUAUCAGACCAAGAAUGCCGUUGAGGAACUUGAGCAAUCCCACUCAACUUCGGAACCUCAGCCCUUGGGAGACUGGGACUUCUCAAUGUCAGAUGCUCUCUUCGACUUCAGUAACCCGGAGCCAAUCAAUUGGGUAUUCGACGAAGCUUCGCAGGACCCGCUUCUUUGGAGUUGA